GCGGGAGUUAUAUGCCUCAGUUCACUGUGUGACCUAGAGUCCAGUCGUUGCCUGUCGCUGAGCCUCAGUUUUCCUGUGAGCCGAAAGGUUUUAAUUCAUAUUCUUUAGGACCUUCCCGGUCAGCUCGUUAAGCUGAAUUUAUUUAUUCUUUCACAACACGUUAAUUCAUCCAGUCAACCUUCCAUCUACUUAUUUAUACAUUUACCCAUGCCUUUAGAAUGCUUUACUGAACCAUACUUGGAUGUUCUCCCAUCUACCCCUCUCCACCAAUUUGGCUGUGGUUUAUGAGAGAGGUGAUUAGUGUCCUAAAUUUCUGACACUGGGUGUAUAUGUGUGGAUAAUCAUAGAGGGGCAAAAAAUAGGUCUUAGGAGGAGGUAGAGGCAGUUUCAGUAGAGUCCUGCUACCUCUAAUUUUGUAAUGCUAGUCUGCAUUUUGUAUUCCUAUCUCUGCAUUUGGCUUCCAUUCUCAUCCCUCUUUGAACAGCUUACAAAUAGCUUUACUUAUCCAUAAAGUAAAUUACCUUAAUGAUCAGAAUAAUUGUGAGGGUGGUAUCAUUAUUAUCUCCAUUUUACAGAUGAGGAAACUGAGGCUCAGAGAGGUUAAAUGACUUGGCCAAGGACAAACAGCUAUCUAGGAGCCAUGUCUACCUUGUUUCCCUCCCUCUUCCCCCGUGUGACUGAAACUCUGUGGUUUAAUCUGGAUCGACCUUGUGUGGAAGAGACAGAGCUGCAACAGCAAGAACAGCAGCAUCAGGCCUGGCUCCAGAGCAUUGCAGAGAAAGACAACAACCUGGUACCUAUUGGCAAGCCAGCUUCAGAGCACUAUGAUGAUGAUGAAGAGGAGGAUGAAGAUGACGACGAGGAUAGUGAAGAAGACUCAGAGGAUGAUGAGGACAUGCAGGACAUGGACGAGAUGAACGACUACAAUGAGUCACCUGAUGAUGGAGAGGUCAAUGAGGUGGACAUGGAAGGCAACGAACAGGAUCAGGACCAGUGGAUGAUCUAGGUAGACAAGGCAGCGUGGCCUCUGAGAGAUUCCAGGCCAACCCAACCUACCCUGUGACCCCUGCAGAACCAGCUGAUCACCCUAGUGCCUGAAAGCUCACCCUCAGGCACCUCCUCCGCUGCUGCCAGGACCUGGUCUUGUUGGCCUCUCCCAGGCCAUCAGUCUGCCCUUGAAUCCCCAGGACCUGAGCCCGCACCACCUUUCUGGCCAGUACCUCACCCCUUGGUUGCCAGGUGUAGUCUCUUUCUAACUCUCUUUAAUAAAGACACAGGACUGAUUUUUUCC
This is a messenger RNA of Miniopterus natalensis, 1291 nucleotides long. RefSeq names its product anaphase-promoting complex subunit 15. Gene Ontology annotation, cellular component: anaphase-promoting complex. Gene Ontology annotation, biological process: regulation of mitotic cell cycle spindle assembly checkpoint. The record is from RefSeq and is a predicted model, not a curated record. Lineage: Eukaryota; Metazoa; Chordata; Mammalia; Chiroptera; Miniopteridae.